This is a messenger RNA of Anoplophora glabripennis (Asian longhorned beetle), 818 nucleotides long. Its product is annotated as glutathione S-transferase 1. The record is from RefSeq and is a predicted model, not a curated record. The transcript has 2 exons. Gene Ontology annotation, biological process: glutathione metabolic process. Bases 75 to 725 code for a protein of 216 amino acids. Gene Ontology annotation, molecular function: glutathione transferase activity. NCBI's taxonomy places the organism in Eukaryota, Metazoa, Arthropoda, Insecta, Coleoptera, Cerambycidae.
UAUUAUAAAAACCUUGGUACAGUCACUCCGAGUCAGUCAGUCGAGUGCUUUGGUGAGAAUAAACCGUUAGUGAAAUGGCGCCCAAAUUAUACUUCGCCGACGUUAGUCCUGCCGUCAGGGCUUCCCUUCUAACAAUCAAAGCCCUUGGGAUCGAAGUGGAACUAGUGCCGGUUAACCUGAUGGCCGGGGAACACAUGAAACCGGAAUACCUGAAGCUCAACCCCCUGCACACGGUGCCCACGCUCCAGGACGGCGACUUCGCUAUCUUCGACAGCCACGCUAUCAACACCUACUUGACGGAUAAGUACGCCGCGAACGACGCGCUGUACCCGAAGGACCUUCAGCGUAGGGCGGUGGUGAACCAGAGGCUCUACUUCGAUUGCGGCAUCCUGUUCCCUAGGGUGUCUGCCAUCGUGGGGUCCUUGUUGAGAGAAGGUGCUAAGUCAGUCAGCAAGGACAAGGCCGAUCUGCUCACACAAGGAUAUGCUUCCCUGGAAACCCUCCUGGAAAGGAGCACAUACGUGGCAGGAGAUCAGCUCUCCCUAGCGGACUUCAACGUAAUCGCUACAGUGUCCAGCGCCAACGUGCUGGUGCCCAUCGCCUCCAAUAGAUUCCCUAAGAUCGCCGAAUGGAUGUCCAGGAUGCAGAGCCUGCCUUACUAUGCCGAGGCCAAUCAAGUGGGCUUGGAUAAAUUCGUGGGAAUGGUCAAGAGCAAGCUCAGUUGAUUGUAUAAGUGCCAUGUAAAAAUAACUUUUAUAUGUAUUUUUUUUCCAAUUGUUACAAAAUAACUUGUAAAUUUUUGUGCAAUAAACUUCUUU